Molecule: messenger RNA, 543 nt
Organism: Schistosoma guineensis
Lineage: Eukaryota; Metazoa; Platyhelminthes; Trematoda; Strigeidida; Schistosomatidae
Source: the annotation of a GenBank genome assembly
AUGUCCUUGACGUCGGACAAUGAUAUUAUUUGGCCAUGGCAAUACAAGUUCCCGCCGUUCUUCACUCUUCAACCAAAUGCUGAGACCCGUCGCAAACAAAUAAAUGCGUGGUGUCAGUUAGUCCUUAAUUAUUUUCAAAGUAAAAAGCAAUUCUCACUGAGUGUUGCAAGUAUUCGUGAUCCCUCCUGUCCUCUCUUUAAUAACAAAAGUAUUCAGCGCUCAGCAAGCCCAGAAUUGAUCGACCUCAUUUUGACUGAAUUGCAUAAGCGUGGUAAUCUUGAGUGGGUUGACAGGUCUCAUACCAAUGCCAAGAUUAUAUGGCGGACUCCUGAAGAAUGGGCUGAUAUUAUAGCGAAGUGGGCCCGAUCCACUGGUCACGGAAAUUCAGUUUGCACAUUUUACGAGUUGACUGACGGUGACGAUACAAAGCAAGAAGCUUUUCAUGGUUUAGAUGUAUCUGUCUUAACAAAUGCAUUAACUGUCCUUCAAAAACGAGGUCAAGCUGAAAUAAUGGAAGAUGAAGGUGUAAAGUUUUACUGUUAG